Capsella rubella is the source of this 1873-nucleotide messenger RNA. Its product is annotated as berberine bridge enzyme-like 6. The record is from RefSeq and is a predicted model, not a curated record. Bases 7 to 1662 code for a protein of 551 amino acids. Gene Ontology annotation, molecular function: FAD binding; oxidoreductase activity. NCBI's taxonomy places the organism in Eukaryota, Viridiplantae, Streptophyta, Magnoliopsida, Brassicales, Brassicaceae. The transcript has a single exon.
AUAAAAAUGAAAGAGGCUCUUGUUUUCCUUCUUUUGUUAACCAACAAGUUUCCAAAGAAGUUCAAUAUUUUCUCAAAAAGGAAAUGUGCAUUUUAUGUUUUGUGUCUUGUUCUUCUAGUUUCGGUUUUAGAAGCACCUGUAACAAAACCAAAUUUUGUAAACUUCAUCGAAUGUCUUGGCAAUCGGACUGGUCCGGAGAAUCCAAUCACCGAUGCCAUCUUCAUCGCCGAUAACACCACCACCUUCUUGUCUUCUUACGUGGCAUACACGAAAAACACGAGGUUCUCUAGCCCUAACUUAAAAAGACUACUAGCCAUCGUAGCGGCGAAACAUGUAUCUCAUGUUCAGGCCACGGUGGUCUGCGCUAAGUCUAAUGGUAUCCAGAUACGUAUCCGAAGCGGUGGUCAUGACAACGAGGGCCUUUCUUACAUGUCGUCUGUGCCAUUUGUCAUUCUGGAUAUGCACAAUCUGAGGUCUAUUUCUGUUGACUUGUCUAGCAAGCAAGCAUGGGUUCAAGCUGGUGCGACCUUGGGAGAGCUCUACGUAAAGAUCAAUGAGGCUAGUCAAACCCUAACGUUCCCGGCUGGUGUUUGCCCUACGGUAGGAGCAGGAGGACACAUAAGCGGUGGAGGGUUUGGAAACCUGAUGAGAAAAUUCGGAGUUACAGUAGAUCAUGUCAUUGAUGCUCAACUAAUUGAUGUCAACGGCAAGCUCUUGAAUCGAUCUACCAUGGGAGAAGAUCUUUUUUGGGCGAUUCGUGGAGGUGGUUCGAGUUUUGGAGUUAUACUCUCUUGGAAAAUAAACCUCGUCGAGGUUCCAAAGAUCCUGACAGUAUUUAAGGUUAACAAAACAUUGGAACAAGGAGGCACUGACGUUCUCUACAAGUGGCAACUUGUCGCUAAUAAACUCCCUGAUAGUCUUUUCAUAACAGCAUGGCCUCGAACCGUAAAUGGAGCAAAACCUGGCGAGAGAACUAUCGCAGUUGUAUUCUAUGCUCAGUUCUUGGGUCCAAAAGAUAAGCUGAUGGAGAUAAUGAACCAGAACUUCUCUGAGCUAGGGCUAAGACGUGACGAUUGUCAUGAAAUGAGCUGGCUUAACACGGCGUUAUUUUGGGCCAAUUUCCCGCCGGGUACACCCAAGAGUGUCCUUCUAGAUAGGCCUACGAAUUCAAUAUCCUUUAAGAGCAAAUCGGAUUUUGUCAAAAAACCAAUCCCCAAAGAAGGACUAGAGAAGCUUUGGAAGACAAUGUUUAAAUUCAACAGUAGUGUCUCGUUGCAAUUCAACCCUUACGGUGGAGUGAUGGACCGUAUUGCGGCGACGGCGACAGCGUUUCCUCACCGUAAAGGAAACUUGUUCAAGAUUCAGUACUCUACGAUGUGGUUGGACGCAAACGCCACAGAGAGUAGCCUGGCUAUGAUGAAGGAGCUUUUCGAGGUAGCGGAACCGUACGUCUCAAGUAAUCCGAGAGAGGCGUUCUUUAAUUUCAGAGACAUUGAUAUUGGAAGCAAUCCGAGUGGUGAGACAAACGUAAAUAAGGCUAAGAUCUACGGAUACAAGUAUUUUUUGGGGAACUUAAAGAGAUUGAUGCAAGUUAAAGCUAAGUAUGAUCCUGAGAAUUUCUUCAAGAACGAGCAGAGUAUUCCUCCUGUUCGUGUAGUAUAGUGAUAUGAUAUUAGUCUUUUAUCAAGUGUAAUAUGUUAUGUGGGCAUGUGUUAUGGGCUUAUAACCUUUAUGUACGUAGUUUGCUAUGUUUAAACAUAACUCAAUAACGAAAUUGAUUAGUAUACGUAGGGUACGUAACUUCCUCAUGCAAGCUUAUUACUCUCGUUUUGUAAAAAUGUUUUUAUUUGUUUUCAUGGAUAGAUGUUGCAAA